Polychytrium aggregatum is the source of this 1603-nucleotide messenger RNA. RefSeq names its product alginate lyase-domain-containing protein. Gene Ontology annotation, cellular component: periplasmic space. The record is from RefSeq and is a predicted model, not a curated record. Lineage: Eukaryota; Fungi; Chytridiomycota; Chytridiomycetes; Polychytriales. Bases 206 to 1603 code for a protein of 465 amino acids. The transcript has 2 exons. Gene Ontology annotation, molecular function: lyase activity.
CUUUGCUUGCGUCUUUGCUUGCGUCUUGGCCGGCUUGCUCUCUUCAGGAACAUGGCCCGCCAGUGGCUUCGUUUGCCGUCGGGAUCCAAGCAUCGCCGGCUUUUUGGCGGCAUGUUGCCGCGAUGGCCGCCGAUAUACAUACCUGGGUCGCUCUCGGCCCGGCUGCGUCGGCAGGCUGGUUCAACAGCAGCAGCAGCAGCUCAAAAUGAUGCGCUCCUCGUCCCGGCUGCAGAGCCAUAUCUACCUCCUCUUGCUGGUGCUGCUCUGCUGCCCGCUGGCGCUAUCGCUCACCUUUCCAGUCGACUCGGUCGGUCGACCCACCAAAGAUGCCAUCCAAACCUUCUACCUGGACCCGCAGCAGCUCUGGUACAACCGUGAUUUUUACAUGCGGGGACGCAAGGAACUGCUCUCUGCAAUCCACCGAGUCGUCCGCCGCUCGAUCCAGUCCAUUUUCGAUCAGCGCGUCUACUCGGUCGUCAACAACUCCAUUCUGGCCCCGUCCAACAGUCCGCACGAUUUCUACUCCCUCGCCCGGUACUUCUGGCCAAACGUCUCGGAUCCGACGGGAAGAUACAUCCGUUACGAUGGAUAUGUCAACCCCGAGGUCUGGCUGUCGUCGGAUCCGCCCUAUCUGAAGCUGGUCAUCAACGAUGUCUUCGACACCGGACUGGCUUACUUCUUUACCGGCAACACCUCUUAUGCCGCCCAGGGCUGUCGUCGCCUGGCCGCAUGGUUUGUCAACAACAGCACGAGAAUGAACCCCAACAUGAACUACGAGAACUGGGUCAUUGGAACGCAGCAAAUCAAGCUCACAGGAAGUAGCGGUGGUUUGCUCGACUACUCAAACGUCUACAUGCUCAUUGACGGCUUCCAGCUGCUGCGGACGGCCCCAGAAACCACUUGCGCGCAGGUGAUCGAUCCCUUUAUUCACUGGCAAAGCAGCUUCCUCGACUGGCUGCAGUCCUCCCCCCGAGGCAACGUUACAAAGCAUCAGCUCAACAAUCAAGGCACUUGGUACGAUGUGCAAGUGGUAUCGCUCAUGCUCCUCAUGAACCGGACCGCUGCAGUCGAGCACUAUAUCCAGACAUACACAUUUCCACGCAUCCUUGCACAAAUCAUGGACGAUGGCUCGCAGCCUUUGGAGAUGCAGCGUCCCACGAGCUGGUACUAUUCUGGCUUCAACCUCCAGGGCUUGUUUGUCUUGGGACAGCUCAUGCGCUCCACCAACCUCAGUCUAUUUGACUUCAAGCGUUCCCCGGGCACUCCUCCGCUGGUGCUGGUGGCACUGAACCACCUGACGACCUAUGCCCUCGUCAACGGGACGGGCUGGCCGGCUGCCAACUCGGGUGACUUCAAUCCAGCCACCGUCAUUUCGCUCCUCAAGCAAGCCUACGUUAUUUACAAGGACAGCAGCCUGAUCAAAGCCGCCAAUCAACUCCAGCAAAAGCCCCAGAUCUGGAACCCGAUGCGGCUUUGGUCGCCAUAUGCCUCGUUCGACAACCCAACCAAGAGCAGCGCUCGGGCCCGUGGUACCCGUGGAGUAUGCUCCAAGUGGACGUAUGCCGUGGCUUUGGCCGUCUUGUAUUGCAUUUUACUUGGCUGA